Messenger RNA from Aspergillus ibericus CBS 121593, 1281 nucleotides. RefSeq names its product cysteine synthase A. Bases 98 to 1213 code for a protein of 371 amino acids. The transcript is spliced from 2 exons. Gene Ontology annotation, molecular function: cysteine synthase activity. NCBI's taxonomy places the organism in Eukaryota, Fungi, Ascomycota, Eurotiomycetes, Eurotiales, Aspergillaceae. The record is from RefSeq and is a predicted model, not a curated record. Gene Ontology annotation, cellular component: cytoplasm.
GACUAACGCCGACCAUCGGCCAUCUGAGAUCUGGGGACCGCGGAUGUUGCUCUCCCAUUAUCCAGGCGUGGGUUGUGAAUUAGCGAUCAUUGACAGCAUGUUUCGUCAGAGUAUCCGGCGGUUUGGCACGACUGCCCUUCGCGCAGCGGAGGCGUCUUCUGCCUACAAUGUCCGAGUGUCCAAAGCACAGGGCUUCGUCAAUGGCCUCACGGAAGCAAUCGGCAACACCCCCCUUAUCCGCCUGAAGAAGCUCUCUGACGAAACCGGCUGCAACAUUCUCGGAAAGGCCGAAUUCCAAAACCCCGGAGGUAGCGUCAAGGACCGAGCUGCUCUGUUCGUCGUUGAGGAUGCGGAGCGGAAGGGCCUCCUGAAACCCGGCGGUACCGUCGUCGAAGGAACUGCAGGAAACACCGGAAUUGGUCUCGCCCACGUCUGCCGGUCCAAGGGUUACAAGCUCGUCAUCUACAUGCCCAACACCCAGUCGCAGGGCAAGAUUGACCUCUUGCGCCUGCUCGGUGCGGAGGUCUACCCCGUUCCCGCCGUCGCUUUCGACAACCCGCAGAACUACAACCACCAGGCGCGCCGACACGCCGAGUCGCUGGACAACGCCGUCUGGACCAACCAAUUCGACAACGUCGCCAACCGCCAGGCGCAUAUCGAGACGACCGGUCCGGAGAUCUGGGCGCAGACCAACGGACAGAUCGACGCCUUCACCUGCGCCACCGGCACCGGCGGCACCCUGGCCGGCAUCACACGCUACCUGAAGACCGUCAGCGACGGCAAAGUCAAGAGCUUCCUCGCCGACCCCCCGGGCAGUGUGCUGCACAGUUACAUCCAGAGCGGCGGCAACUUGAUUGAGCGCACGGGCAGCAGUAUCACGGAGGGCAUUGGCCAGGGCCGGGUGACGGACAACCUGCAGCCGGACAUUGGUCUGCUGGACGGAUCGCUGAACAUUCCCGACGAGAAGUCGAUCGAGAUGGUGUACCGCUGCCUGGAUGAGGAGGGACUGUACCUGGGAGCCAGCUCGGCGCUGAAUGUGGUGGCCGCGCAGGAAGUGGCGAAGAAGCUGGGCAAGGGACACACGGUGGUGACGGUUCUGUGCGAUGGUGCGUACCGGUACGCGGACCGGUUGUUCUCGAAGUCGUGGCUGGAGACCAAGGGUCUGCGUGGGGCGAUCCCGAAGCACCUGGAGCGGUACAUUGUGCUGCCUUAGCCGCGUAUGUAUUAUAUUUGAGGUUGUGAAUAGAUAACGAUGCAUGAAUACCAAACUCUAUAUUCCAC